This is a messenger RNA of Anisakis simplex (herring worm), 315 nucleotides long. The record is from the annotation of a GenBank genome assembly. Lineage: Eukaryota; Metazoa; Nematoda; Chromadorea; Rhabditida; Anisakidae.
AUGUGCAAUGUGAUAUUUAGCGGUGUUGAAGACACACUGGCAAGACGUUACAUCUAUAGCUUUUAUUGGUCAACACUGAUCUUAACAACGAUCGGUGAAGUGCCGGGACCGGUACAAAAUAUUGAAUUUGUCUUCGUUACAAUGGAUUUGAUGUGCGGCGUUUUAAUUUUCGCAACAAUCGUCGGUAAUGUUGGCAGUAUGAUUUCGAAUAUGAGUGCAGCUAGAACGGAGUUUCAAAAUCGAAUGGACGGCAUUAAACAGUACAUGGAAUUGCGAAAAGUCAGUAAACAGGUGAGUGAAAAUUUUAUUCAGUGA